CCACUCUUUCUUCUUCAUCUAAAAUCACAAAAAUGUCCAGACUCGCCCCUAGACUCGCCACAGCUGCCUGCGCUGUCCGACAGCCCGCUGCCACUCGUGCUAUUGCUGCCGCGUUUGCCGCUCCGUUGACCAAACAGAUUAGGGGGUACCGAUCCCAACCUAUGAGGGAUGUCAUGACCGGCGAGAUCAUCCAGUUGCCCGACAUCGACCCCUCAACUGUAAAGGUCGACUUGACGACCCACGCCAAAUCACGUCUCCCCAACUCUAAACUCGUUUUCGGCCACACCUUCACCGACCACAUGCUCACCAUUCCUUGGUCUAGCAGGAGUGGAUGGGGAACCCCUCAUAUCAAGCCUUACGGUCCACUGGAGCUCGACCCUUCAUCGACCGUUUUCCAUUACGCAUUCACAUUGUUCGAGGGUAUGAAGGCCUACAGGCAGGAGGACGGUACUAUUAGAUUGUUCAGGCCCGACAUGAACAUGGCGAGGAUGAACAGGAGUGCCGCUCGUAUUGCUCUCCCCCAUUUCGAUAGCAAGGCUCUCAUCGAACUUAUCAAGAAGCUCGUUAUCCUCGACUCUGAAUGGAUCCCCAAGGAGAAGGGUUACUCAUUGUACAUCCGACCUACAUUGAUCGGUACCCAAAACGCUCUCGGUGUCGGACCUUCCAGUGAUGCUUUAUUGUUUGUCAUCUGCUCUCCCGUGGGCCCUUACUACGCCUCUGGAUUCAAGCCCGUCCAACUUUUGGCUACGACCAAGUUUGUCCGUGCCGCUCCCGGUGGUACAGGUGGUUACAAGCUCGGUGCCAACUACGCCCCCGGUGUCGUCCCUCAAGCUGAGGCAGCGAAAGAAGGCUACAGUCAAAACCUUUGGUUGCUUGGUCCCGAGCACGCUUUGACGGAGGUCGGUACUAUGAACUUGUUCGUUGCUCUCAAGAAAGCCGAUGGCUCCGUUGAGCUCGUUACCCCUCCUUUGGACGACGUCGUCCUCCCCGGUGUCACGCGAGACUCCGCUCUCCAACUCGCACGAGAACACGCUUCCGGCAAGACGCCUAUCCCCGGCCUUCCCGAAAAACUUGUUGUCUCUGAGCGAAAGCUCGUGAUGGCGGACCUCGUCGAGGCCGAGAAGAAUGGUACAUUGGUCGAGGUCUUUGGUACCGGUACGGCCGCCAUCGUCUCUGCCGUUGACAAGAUUGGUUAUGAGGGGCGUGAUAUUAUCAUCCCCACCGGCCCUGAGGGUUUGGGUAACAUCGCCAAGGGUAUCUUGGACAGGAUCACGGCUAUCCAGACCGGUGAGAUUGAGCAUCCCUGGAGUGUGAUUGCGAACGACGUGUCAAGCUCCAAUUUCUAGACGUUUUCUUUUCGUUUUUUAUAUAUAGGAAAACUGGAGUAAGGUGGGGUAUUAUUUGACUUUUUGGGACAUAUACUUGUGCUAGGCUACGAGAGUUGGUUGUAGAGAAAUAUGCAUUGGUAUAUCCAUUUAG
Messenger RNA from Cryptococcus deneoformans JEC21, 1479 nucleotides. RefSeq lists its product as hypothetical. NCBI's taxonomy places the organism in Eukaryota, Fungi, Basidiomycota, Tremellomycetes, Tremellales, Cryptococcaceae. Gene Ontology annotation, cellular component: mitochondrion. Gene Ontology annotation, molecular function: branched-chain-amino-acid:2-oxoglutarate transaminase activity. The record is from RefSeq and is a predicted model, not a curated record. The transcript is spliced from 8 exons. Bases 33 to 1346 code for a protein of 437 amino acids. Gene Ontology annotation, biological process: L-leucine biosynthetic process; L-valine biosynthetic process.